Messenger RNA from Cantharellus anzutake, 1496 nucleotides. RefSeq lists its product as uncharacterized. NCBI's taxonomy places the organism in Eukaryota, Fungi, Basidiomycota, Agaricomycetes, Cantharellales, Hydnaceae. Bases 399 to 1181 code for a protein of 260 amino acids. The transcript is spliced from 2 exons. The record is from RefSeq and is a predicted model, not a curated record.
CGGUGUCAGCUUUCGGUGCUUCAGUUUCGCUGUGCUUACUUCCUAAUUAUCAGUUGGAUUCAACUGUCCGGCAUCGGCAAACGAGUGGAGGGUCUCAAUUUUGAAUUCGAUCACGAUGAGUUUCGACCCUAAAAGGCCUCAUGGUAAUCUAUACUCAAGGUAAGCUUAACUAUUGAAAUGAACUACUCAGCUAACUGCCGUACACAAGAUAUGCGAACGCGAAGGAGUGGUGGGACUUAGUGAGAGCCCUAACUUUCCACAGGGUUCAGGACGAUCUGGUUCUACUUUACAAGAAGGGAUUAAAAACUAUCACAGCAUUUCCAGCGAUCCCACGCAUAGAGUUCACUGAUCUUGAUGAUAUCAAAUUAAAACUGGCCGGGAAAUUCGAUCAGAGCGUCAUGACAGCAACUGCAGUUGACGCAGCGACAGCGACGACAGUGGAGGAAGUAGAGGACGAAGCACCACCCGAGGACGAAGGACUCCUCGUUUCCGCAGAGCCCUUCACCCAGCCCACUGUUCCUGCCGAUCCUGAAGUCAUUAAGGCCACGCGAACUGACGAUGGGCUCGAGCAUGCUGUAGCGAUCAUUCAACGCUGCUAUCGACAACACAGAAUUCGCAGAGAGCUCAUCGAAUUUUCCAAGCUCCACAAAAUAUUCUAUGAGUGCGCAAAAGAUACACAGCGACUAGUGUUUGACUGGAGUAAAGAGCCCAGGCAUCGCCACUGCUAUAUCUCGCUCGUUCGAGGCCCGCUUCCUCAUGUCUUGUUUGUGUUAUCAAAAAUGCUGGUGCUUGUUAGGAAUGCGAAGGGUGCGGGUACUCGCAGGCUUGGUGGUGCCAAAUCUGAGACUGAUAUAGAGCGCGGUAUGGAGAGGGUCCGAGCGCUCAAGGAUAUAUACAAAACAAUCCUUAGACUUCAAGAAUCAAUUGGUCCGGGCAGUGACGCAUUCCGCUCAGGAGAUUCCGCGAAGUUGAAGAAACAUGUGGAGGCUACGAGGGAGGUUCUCAAGGUAUCGAAGCCUUACUUGAAAAUCUCCGAUAUUAAAGAACUGGAGGGGCAUAUGGCUAUUGGAAUUAAGGGUAUUAUCACCCUACCUUCGCCACCGAAGAAGAACGAUGAGAAGCCCUCGCUAAACACGGAGGAUAUUGAUGGGGUAUAUGUUGGUGCGACAAGGGUGGGGUAAUUUACCUGGGAUAUGGGUGUGCGAUCAAACUAGAAUUCUGCUGCAAGUGUCAAUUACUUCAGCAUUGCCUAGUUCUGUACAUUUUCGGGAUGGGACUGGAUAGUUAAUCUGGUGUACGUGUCAGUGUGAUUGGUGAUCUGAUUGCAUUUUCGAGUGACUGUGCUCGAUCUAGUUUCUCUGUUCUCGGUAUGCAGAGUAGGCAGAUAUGUAUUGUGCUUCAGUCAUCAAUAUGUAGCACAUACACAUGAACCUCAGCGUUGAUGCGAGCGUUAGAGCAAUGUGCCGAUAAAGUAGGCUUGUUGGAAGAAUUACUUA